Elaeis guineensis (African oil palm) is the source of this 1360-nucleotide messenger RNA. Its product is annotated as metal tolerance protein 5. The record is from RefSeq and is a predicted model, not a curated record. Gene Ontology annotation, molecular function: manganese:proton antiporter activity. Gene Ontology annotation, biological process: transmembrane transport; monoatomic cation transport. Gene Ontology annotation, cellular component: membrane. NCBI's taxonomy places the organism in Eukaryota, Viridiplantae, Streptophyta, Magnoliopsida, Arecales, Arecaceae.
GUACGAAAAUGUCAAGUGGGAGAAAGAGAGUAGGAAAUAUGAGCUUUUGGUGCUUCCCCAUCGAGAAAUCUGAAGGAGGUGAGGUUGCGGAGUAUUAUCAACAGCAGGUGGAAAUGUUGGAGGGCUUUAGCGAAAUGGAUGCACUGGCUGAUCAUGGAUUUCUACCUGUAAUGUCAAAGGAAGAACGUGAAAGGACUGCUAAAAGUGAGAAAAUAGCAAUCCGUUUAUCCAACAUCGCAAACAUGAUCCUUUUUGCUGCCAAGAUUUAUGCUUCUAUAAGGAGUGGAUCAUUGGCCAUUAUUGCAUCCACAUUAGAUUCUCUCCUUGAUCUGUUAUCAGGAUUUAUCUUAUGGUUUACUGCAUUCUCCAUGCAAACACCAAAUCCUUAUCAGUAUCCUAUCGGGAAAAGGCGCAUGCAGCCACUGGGAAUCCUUGUUUUUGCAUCUGUUAUGGCAACGCUGGGACUUCAGAUCAUUUUAGAGUCAGUACACUCCCUAAUUUCCGAUGAAGAUGGAUUCAGUUUGACAAAGCAGCAAGAGAGAUGGGUUGUAGGCAUCAUGUCGUCUGCCACAUUAGUGAAGCUUGCUCUGGUUUUUUACUGCCGCUUAUUCACUAAUGAGAUUGUCAAGGCCUAUGCGCAGGACCACUUUUUUGAUGUCAUUACAAAUGUCAUUGGUCUGGUGGCUGCACUUCUUGCCAAUUAUAUCAAAAACUGGAUUGAUCCUGUUGGAGCUAUCAUUCUGGCGUUAUAUACCAUCCGUACGUGGUCGACGACUGUGCUGGAAAAUGUGAACUCCCUGGUUGGCCGGUCGGCAGCACCGGAAUUUCUGCAGAAAUUGACAUACCUUUGCCGGAACCAUCACAAUGCCAUAAGACAAAUUGACACUGUACGGGCCUACACAUUUGGCUCGAACUACUUUGUCGAGGUGGAUAUUAUUUUGCCCUCAGAUAUGCCCUUGAGAGAGGCGCAUGACAUUGGGGAGGCCUUACAGGUGAAGCUUGAACGACUGCCCGAGAUAGAGCGAGCCUUUGUUCACCUUGAUUAUGAGUUCACCCAUCGCCCGGAGCAUGCACAGGCUCAUGAUGCAUGACCUAGUCCGUUUAUGAAACUACCAUUAUGUUCACUCUGGCUUCUUGUUGUGGACUGCAUGUUUAUCCUUAACCACUGAAAUCAUGUAUCUGGGUUAUGAUAGUUGAUGAAUGAUAAAUAUAUAGGAGUGCUUGGUUGGGGAUGCUGUAAUUCAAUGUUUUGUGGCUAGUAUUUUGUUGGUACUCAAGUCCAAUGUUAAAAAAUGUGUGAAGUGGAUAUAGCUAUUGGUUAAAAUUUGAAUGGAUCAGGUCACUCUUUAUCUGUUUUUCG